This is a messenger RNA of Phyllopteryx taeniolatus (common seadragon), 4613 nucleotides long. It is a transcript of the gene nek1, whose product is annotated as NIMA-related kinase 1. Gene Ontology annotation, biological process: protein phosphorylation. The record is from RefSeq and is a predicted model, not a curated record. Lineage: Eukaryota; Metazoa; Chordata; Actinopteri; Syngnathiformes; Syngnathidae. Gene Ontology annotation, molecular function: protein kinase activity; ATP binding. The coding region runs from base 266 to 4375 and encodes 1369 amino acids. The transcript is spliced from 35 exons.
UAUAACUCAGUUUUGAUACAGUUCAAUAGAAACGUAUUUGUACAUUUCAUACUGUUGUGUUCGUGUGCCGGGGUUUCCAUAUGAGGGGGUAUUUCCCUCCGUUCUCGUGACGCUCACUUGUAAGCACAUUAUUAGCUGUGUUGCUAUCACUAAUGUGCAUUUCCACGGCGAAACCGGAACAAAAGUCCAUUCUUUCACACUGAACCGCUCGUAUUCUAAGCUCUAAGCCCUAGAACCAGCAUGACAUGCCAAUUAUGCCAUUAACAUGGACAAGUAUGAAAGGGUGAAGAAAAUUGGGGAAGGCUCAUUUGGAAAGGCUGUCCUUGUCCAAGCCAAGAAGGAUGGACACCAGUAUGUCAUCAAGGAGGUCAGCAUAUCUGGGAUGUCCGACAAAGAGAGACAAGAAUCCCGGAAAGAAGUUGCAGUUCUUGCAAACAUGAGUCAUCCCAACAUUGUUCAAUAUAAGGAGUCUUUUGAAGAGGGCGGGUGUCUGUAUAUUGUUAUGGACUACUGUGAGGGUGGAGACCUCUUUAAGAAGAUCAACUCUCAGAGAGGAACGCUUUUCUCGGAGGAGCAAAUCCUGGAUUGGUUUGUGCAGAUUUGCUUGGCACUAAAGCACAUCCAUGAUAGAAAAAUCCUUCACAGGGACAUUAAAUCACAGAACAUAUUUUUGACAAAAGAUGGGACUGUGCAACUUGGUGACUUUGGGAUUGCAAGGGUGCUUAACAGCACGGUAGAACUUGCAAGAACAUGCAUUGGAACCCCUUAUUACCUUUCACCGGAGAUCUGUGAAAAUAAACCGUACAACAACAAAAGUGAUAUUUGGGCUCUGGGCUGUGUCUUAUAUGAAAUGUGCACCCUUAAGCAUGCAUUUGAGGCUGGAAAUAUGAAGAACCUAGUUCUGAAGAUCAUCCGUGGCUCAUAUCAUCCUGUGUCUGUUCACUACUCCAAAGAACUGCGUUCUCUUCUGGGACAACUUUUUAAACACAACCCCAGAGAAAGACCAUCAGUCAGGAGUGUACUGGACAAACCUUUCCUUUCUUUCAGGAUCCAAAGGUUCCUCAAACCACAGGUGAUUGCUCAGGAAUUCCACCAAAGUUGUAUUCACAAGCAGCAUAAAGUGGGUGCGCAUCAGGGGUCAACAGCUAAGCGUCCUGCCCAUGGUUCCAUACCAUAUUCUGCAGCCAAGAUUACCACACCAGCAUGCAAAUACGGAGUGCCUUUAACUGCGAGGAAGUUGUCUGUAACAAAAAAACCUGCAGACAGGAAGCCUGCUAUGAAACAUAAACCGGCUCCUUCGUCCAUCCACAGAAGAGUAAGUCAAGGGGAGGAAGAUAGGCGAAAACAGGAGGUUAUCAAAAAAAGAAGGAUGGAGCUGAUUGAUAAAGAAAAGCAACACAGAGAGCAGAUUAGUCGCAUUAACCAUGCCAGGGAGCAAGGCUGGAAAAAUGUCUUGAUAUCAAGUACUGGAAGCCCAGAGAGGAAGUGUUAUUUAGGUGGUGGAAAGAUGGCUGCAGCUGUUGGCCCUUGCCCUGUCCCAAGCUCCACUCCGGCCUCUGUAUUAAGCAGAAAUCCUUAUGAAGAAUACCAUGCUGCACUUGACCAAAUGGCUAAACAACAAUCAAAUAAAAUGGGAAUCAGCAGGGAGGGAUCAGCUGGACCAGGCAGUCCCAUUCGUAAUGUGCCAGCCGCUGUUGGGCCAGUGCAUCCAAAUGGUCCUGCCCCACUCCUAAACCCAGAUGCAGUGAAAAGAGAACUACAGAGAUUGCAGCACCUUUCCAAACAGCCCCAUAUGAGCAGGCAGAAGACUCGCAUACCUGUUGAGCGGCCGUAUCAGGUUGAGGAGUUUUUACAGCGUAAAAGAGAAGCCAUGCGUAACAAAGUACGGGCCGAAGGACAGUUGGGUAAUCGGCAAAACCGGGCAGCAAUCUAUGGAGGCCAAGUUGGUUCAGCUCGCUUUACAAGCAAAGUCAACAAAGAGGAGGAGGAAUACUUAACAAGACUCAGGCAGAUUCGCUUGCAGAAUUUCAAUGAGCGCCAGCAGAUCAAAGCCAGACUUAGAGGAGAAAAGUUUGAUAGUGAUGGUUCAGACAGUCAGGAGUCAACUGAGGAGGCUGAAUUAAGGAGAAAAAAGAUAGAGGCUUUUAAAGCCCAAGCUAAUGCACGUGCUGCUGUACUGAAAGAGCAACUCGAGAAGAAGCGACGAGAGGCUGAUGAAAGAGAAAAGAAGGCAUGGGAUGACCAUAUUGCAGCUCGGGAAGAGAGGAUGUGCGUGGCAGGGGUAUCAACUACCUCUCAACCCACAUCUGUCAAAACUUCAGCCUUGCCAGAAUCUCAACCCCCAACUCCUGUUAUAUCCAUGACUCUUGCCCUGAAGAAUGUUGGAGCAAUUACUCCGUCAAAAGAGAACCUGCCUGGCACAGAGGCUGUCGUAGUCAUUCAGAGUGAGAAGAAGCAGAUCUUGAACAGACUUAAUCAGGAUCUAAAAGCUCAGAGCCCUGUGAAUGUAGUCUUGGAGCCGACACCCACUUCCCCCAAAGAGCAAAAAUCUGCAUCCCGACAGAUAUUGCCUGACACAGAGAAGCUUCCUUCCAUGGAAGAACGAAACAAGUGGGAUCCAGUAGAACUCCCUGUACUUCAUACCUCGCAGCCAACCUUGGAGGAGUUCAAUGUGACUGCUUCCACUGGUUUAGUUUCUCCAGGAGAUCGUCGUCCUUCUGGUGGAGACAGGAAAAAAUGGGAGGAUGCACUUCCAUUUGUUCUUUCUGUAGCCCAGCAAACUCUAGAGGAGACAUGCAUCCCAACAAUAGAACCAACAGCGGGUGAGGUGAUCGAGACGUGUGUGCUACAGGGUGAAGGUCAAAGGAAGAUGUGGGGAGUGAGUCCGGACUGUCAGAUACUGAAAGUACUCCACGAGGCAGCGGUUCAGCCGCUCACCCAACUUUUGGAGACCGUCACCAUCUGCGAAGAGGUUUUCCCUAGCCCUGAUAAGCCAAACCAGAUUGUCACACAGCAUGCAAUGAGUACACCUGAAGAGGACAAGACCUCCAAGGAUAGGACCGCUUCCAUUGUUGAGGUUGAGGUACAGACAGAAUAUGUUGCUCCAACAAAGGCCUCGCAUCCAGAAAAUGCUUGUGAAAAGGCAGGCCACACACUGGCAUCAAGUGUUGCUGAGUUGCAGGAUCCAGAAGAUGUGGAAUCAUUGAUUUUGGAAGACGUUCCUAAAGUGUCACACUCUUCAGUGAGCCUGCAUCACGCAUGGGAAAAGCAAGACCAACAGCCAAUGCUACCUGAGGUCAAUACAAACCAAGGAGCAUCAGCAGGGAAGGAGGUUUUAUCACAGGGCGAAGAGCCCCUGUUUAUGAAGUUGUGCUCUCCAGCUCACAAACGCACAUCUGCUCUUGCUCUACUCUCGGCUCAGUCUUCGGUGGAUGAAUCUUCUUCUCUCGCCUCUCGCUCACGCUCAGUUUCACCUCUACGCUCCAAGCAGCACAAUUCUCUCCUUAUUGGACUCUCAACAGGCCUGUUUGAUGCCAACAAUCCCAAGAUGUUGCGGACAUGCUCCCUUCCAGACCUCAGUCGAGUCUUCAGCUCUGAGCAGGACUCUGUCAUUACUACUGAAGACAACGUAGCUUCAGACGGCAACCUGGAGAAUGAGGACCAGAACGAAGCCAAAGAUGAUGACCAGUCAGAGGCAGAGGAUGCAUAUGAGGAUGAAGACCUGCGGGACAUCAGAGCAUCCAUGGAGCGACUGCUGCAAGAAGAAAGUGACUUAAUGAGGAACCGACCACAUGAUGGAAGAGGCGACUUUAAUGGAAAUUCUACAGUUGGAGAUGACAAAGACCUUUUCAACGGGAUCAUAGUAGAACUUGAGCAGGACAACAGUCAGAUGGCUGUAGGUGGUGAUGAUGAUGAUGAUGAUGAUGACAAUGAGGAAGAUGAAGAGGAUGAAGAAUGCUCGAAUGGGAGUCCCGCUGAUGAGGAAGCAGGAGAGCUGCUCAGCAAUGGUGUGGGAGAAGAGAGCCAUGUUAAUAAAAGUCAUUUUAAUGAAGAAUGGCAGUCAGAUAACAGUGAGGAGGACCAGGAGGGAGAGACUGAGGUUUAUGAUAGCAUCUACAGUCGCUUGGAGGAGCAUCGCUUUAACUUGGAGCAGCAGAUGGGCUUUGAGAAGUUCAUUGAGGCCUACAAUAAAAUAAAGGCAAUACGUGAUGAUGACGAUGAUAAUAUUGACCUUGGCUCCAGUUUGGCAUUCAGCAUUUUGGGAACUGAGCACCAGCAUCUGUAUCCAAACAUCCUUCAUCUUGUGAUGGCAGAUGGCGUAUACCAAGAAGGCAAUGAUACGUCUUUAAAGAAAUGGAGCCAAUGGCAGCUCUGAGAAUUUGCAUUUUAUCCAAAGUCUUCCUGAAACCUUUCAGGAUCAUCUGCGGUCUGCCCAGUAAAUAACAUGUCUCCUGUAGGCUGUUGCUUUCAUACUUUGACUAUCAACUGUUGAAACGAUCUUAUAACCAGUGUUGAUUUAACUUUGAGUUAGUCAUCACGUCUUCUGUCUUGUCUUUGAAUAAAUGGAAUGCACAUUUCAGCGAUUUGUAAAUAAAACUUGGAACGUCUCAUCA